Messenger RNA from Plasmodium vinckei vinckei, 1548 nucleotides. RefSeq names its product kelch domain-containing protein, putative. The transcript has 6 exons. Gene Ontology annotation, molecular function: protein binding. Bases 1 to 1548 code for a protein of 515 amino acids. The record is from RefSeq and is a predicted model, not a curated record. NCBI's taxonomy places the organism in Eukaryota, Apicomplexa, Aconoidasida, Haemosporida, Plasmodiidae.
AUGGCAACGAAUAAAUUUUUAACCACAAAAACUGAAAAUUCGUAUAUUUCGAAAUUUACACACAAUGCCAUAAUAUUCGGAGAAAAUUUAUUGAAUAUAAUUUCUAAUGGUUUUAUAAACAAUGAUAAACCAUUAUAUAACAAUCAAGAUGAUCAUAUAGAAAAUAUAUCCUUUUGUUCUGAAGUUUUACCUUUUUAUUGUAAAUCGGAAAUAAUUCAUAACGCAAACAUUUUUAAUCCUCGAUUUGGACAUUCAUGUAUAUUACAUAAAAAUCAUGUUUAUAUAUAUGGGGGAAAUCAGCAUGCUAGCAAUUGUAACCAAAAUUUAAUUCGAUUCAACAUUGACACUCAUGUUUUUAAAGUAUUGGAAGAACAUAAUAAGCCUAAAUUAAGAUAUUAUGCCACAUUAGAUUUAAUAUAUUCAUCUGACGACAAAGAGGAAUGUUUAUUUCUCUUUGGGGGGAAAGCAGGAAAAUAUAUUACUAAUACUACAUAUAUGUAUAAUAUAAAUAAUAAAACAUGGAAUAUAAUAGAUACCAAAAAUUGUCCUCCCCAUGUUUUUGGUCAUGUGUCAUUCAAAUAUAAGAACAUCAUAUUUAUACAUGGGGGAAAUAUGGGGAAUCUACAAAUAAAUAGUGACAUUUGGAAUUAUUUCGAGCAAGAGAAAAGAUGGGUAAAAAUUAUAAGUAAAGAUGAAUAUUAUAAUCAAAAAGUUUGUAAACCAAGUGAUCGAUUUUUUCAUUCAUGUGCUCUUUGUGUAUCGAAUCAAGGGAAUGAUAUUAAUUUAUAUAUUUUUGGGGGGUUAAAUAAUAAAAAUAAAUGUGUGGAUGAUAUAUUUUGGUCUUAUUCCCUUAAUAAUGGAAAAUGGCGUGAAAUAAAAAAUUCAUUUGGAAAAAUUCCUGCACAAAGAUUUGGUCAUAGCUCGAUUUUGUUAAACUCUAGAUGGUUUUUGCUUUUUGGAGGAUACAACUAUUCUUGGCAUUCCCAAUUGGACCUAUUGGAUAUAUAUGCAUAUGAUAUAAACUUAAAUACUUGGUCGAUUUUAAACACGUAUGGGCUGCCUUUAGUUUCUCAUCACUUUUAUGGGCAUAUAACACAAGUUGAUAAUAGUGGAUAUUUUUUUAUUUUUGGAGGGUUACGAGAUAAUAAGGCAUCAUGCAAAGUAUAUAAAUAUACACCCCUAGUAAUAACCCCAGAUUUCAAAAACAUUAUGGACAAAAUUGAUGAAAUGAACAAAAAAGUUAAGUAUUUAGAAAAUAAUCCAAUUUGCUCAAUAAGCAAAACAUAUGUGAAAGAAAUAGCUGAAAUGCAAAAUUAUUUAAAAGGAAUAAGUUUUACAAUUGCAAGAUAUAUACAACUUAUAGACGAUUUAAAUGAUAAAAUAAAAAUUUCUAACAAGCUAUCCCAAAAUAGUUAUUCUUAUUUGUCAGAAAAAUUUGAAAAAAGUAUUAAAUAUUAUGAUUCUUUAGACAAAAGAAUUCACGAAUUAGAAAAAUUAUCAUCCUACUCUUUAUCAGAUCAUGAUGAAGAUAUUGUUAAAGAGACGUGA